AGGAGAAAAACUUUCCGGAAGUCAGUCGUGUGGUCCGUUCCCUGUCUGUGGGUCGCCUACAAAAAUGACAUCAGGCACUGCAACUGGAACUUUGUCACGUGAUCAAUUAACCAAUCAAAUCGGAGAGAUUGUGUCAUGUGACUGCUUUGGUCCAAUCAGAACGGAGUGACGGUGAGUCGAAAAAAAAGCGCCGACUGUCGGAUUCUCCUGAAAAGAACCUAAAAAGCAGCAAGACCGAAAACGGAAAAGACAGGACCAGACAGCCUCAGAUUCACCACUCAACAUGCCUAAGCACAAGUCCAAGGCUUAUGUGUCAGACAGCGAUGACUCUGACAUAUCAGAUGAUGAGAAAGCAGCAAAGAAAAGAAAGAUGGAGAAAAAAAAGAAGCAGAAGGCUGAAAGGGAAGAGGACGAAGGUAGCGAUAUGAUUCAGUUAUCUAACAAGCGCUACGUCAGUGUGCGUGAGUUUAAGGGGAAGUGCCUGAUAGAUAUCAGAGAGUACUAUGAUGCAGGUGGAGAGCUGAAACCAGGGAAGAAAGGCAUUUCACUGACCACUGACCAGUGGCGCAGGUUAAAGGAAGCUGUGGACGACAUUGAUGAGAAAAUCGCGGAUCUAGAUGGAUGACUGACAAUGCAUCGCCCUGAGCAAAGACCAGUGGGAGAAACUUAAGGCAGCUAUGGAGGACAUAGAUGAGAAAGUCCAGGCCAUUGAAGGCUGAGUGACAACUAAGAUUCAGAAUUGUGUUCCUCUAUGUUUAAGACAUUCCUUUUGUUGAUUUGUUUAUAUUUUUUCUGGUGUAAAAGUUUUGAAAGCAGUAAAAGUAUACUUGCAUUUGAUGCAGUUACUGAUAGUCGCAAAAGAUUUACCUUUAUCUCAAGAGUCCAUUGUUUUUUUUUAUAGAUUAGCAGUGUGUCUUAAAUCAUUGAAAGACAUGAUUAUUGCCCUUCAUAAUGAGACCCCAGCUGCGAUGAUUAUGCUUUUGUGCAGGGAACAGCUUGACUGAUUUUUCAACCCAGUCACAGUAACAGCCUGGUUGCUUGUCUCAAAUAAUGACCAUAAUAUACAGGUAUUAAUUGUGAUAAAUGGUAAAAGAUAAACUUCCCAAUGAUUUAUGAUACAAUACAAUUGAUAACAGGACAAUUGAUAUGGUCAACCAAAGUUUAUAAGAUCAGUUUUACAACUGACAUAGGUUACUGUAGAUUUAUAUGUUCAAAUUGAUUAUGAUUUGAGACUUUAAGUAGCACUAAACAUCUAUAGGACACAGUUUGUAUGCUCACAUCUUUAGAGAAAGUCUUCUUUCUGAUGGAGUAAAUCUUUACACAUUCUUAACCAAUCACAUCAAUAGACUUUUGUGUCUGUAAAAUCAACAAUAAAAUUGAUGAAUUAUUG
Branchiostoma floridae (Florida lancelet) is the source of this 1390-nucleotide messenger RNA. RefSeq names its product activated RNA polymerase II transcriptional coactivator p15-like. Gene Ontology annotation, biological process: positive regulation of transcription initiation by RNA polymerase II. The transcript has 6 exons. Gene Ontology annotation, molecular function: DNA binding; transcription coactivator activity. Gene Ontology annotation, cellular component: nucleus; transcription regulator complex. Bases 284 to 625 code for a protein of 113 amino acids. The record is from RefSeq and is a predicted model, not a curated record. NCBI's taxonomy places the organism in Eukaryota, Metazoa, Chordata, Leptocardii, Amphioxiformes, Branchiostomatidae.